AUGUCUACCGCGUCGCACCCCAACACGGAACCUCUAACCAGCGGCACCGAGCUUCAGAGCGACUCUGGGCAGACUUAUCAGAUCGAAGAAGUCCUUGCCGACCGCCGAAAGCCACUUCUAUGCGUAUACCGGGCAAGCGCCGAGAGACGGAAUUACAUUGUCAAGAACAUGAUCAAGGGCGACUUCGACUAUCAACUGAGCCUGCAGAAAUCGCUAUCUGCUUUACCAAACGUGCGAAAGGUCAUCGAUACUGUUAAGGACCUCGGGAUGUUAAUAUAUCCACUUUUGUCGGGAGAUUUGUUUCAUCUGAGUCAGAAAAAUUUAUCCGAGAAAACGAGGAGGUACAUUCUUCAAAAAGCUCUACAGGGCCUCGCCGAUAUGCACGACAAGGAUGUUUUACAUAAUGACAUCAAACCCAACAAUAUUCUCGUCGAUUAUGAGGAAAGGCCUGAAGAUGGAAUUGCCAUUAAGACUGUCCAGAUCUCAGACCUUGAGAAUGCCGUCAUUGUGCCGCCUGGAAAGUGGCUAGCAGGCUCGCUUUGUGGUAAUGCGAUCUGGAGGAGUCCAGAGAGUUGGUGUCGCUCCCGCCAAAACCAGGCAUCAGACGUGUUUUCUUUUGGAAUAGUGGUAUGA
Molecule: messenger RNA, 633 nt
Organism: Talaromyces rugulosus
Lineage: Eukaryota; Fungi; Ascomycota; Eurotiomycetes; Eurotiales; Trichocomaceae
Exons: 3
Coding region: 1-633 (210 amino acids)
Biological process (GO): protein phosphorylation
Molecular function (GO): ATP binding; protein kinase activity
Source: RefSeq, a predicted model, not a curated record